Cladocopium goreaui is the source of this 4898-nucleotide messenger RNA. NCBI's taxonomy places the organism in Eukaryota, Dinophyceae, Suessiales, Symbiodiniaceae. The record is from the annotation of a GenBank genome assembly.
AUGUCUUUGAUGCAAGCAUCCCGGAUCCUCCUAGUAAGAGCAACAGAAGAUGAAAGCCUGCGCAGGGGAACCUGCUUGCCCUUCCGUGGAGCUGAUGGUCGAACGCCCUAUGAGCGGUCUGCUCGAAAGCCCUGGCGUUUGAAGUUGCCAGAGUUUGGAGAGGGCAUCUGGUAUCAACCUUUGAAGGGUGAGAAGGAAGGGUCAAAGUUGGAGCCCAAGUUUGAGAGGGGCAUUUUUCUUGGAGUUCAAGAAGGCAGUGCACCGAAGUGGAUUGGCACCAACGAAGGGGUGGUGCGAGCUUGGUCCGUGAAGAGACGUCCUGAGGCUGAGCGAUGGGUGGUGGAUGAUUUGAACCUGUACAGUUGGAAGCUUGGAUGUGAACUUGCAAAUGCCGUUUACUCAAUGGCUCCAGACUUUGAGAUUGCGGACAAGGACUCUGAAUACGAACCAUCGAUUGCGGCAACAGAGGAGUUAGCUCUACCUGCCGCCGAACCUGAGCGAGUUCAAUGGCAGGGACCUCUACCACCCGUCCAUCGACGACUACGACAGAAGACAAUGGUCCGUGAGAAUGAGGAGAUGGACGAACCGAUGGCCUGGACUUCAGGACGAUCGACAUGUCAUGUAGCAGAAAAGCGAGCCUAUGAUGAAGAGAUCGAGGAGGAGCCGGUCAGCAAGAGGAGCCGACUCGAGUACCUGGAGAUCUUCGAACUGAAGGUCAACAAUCUUCUGAAGGCAAAGCAGAACAAGGAGAUCCGGUUCCAGGAACUCAGCAAGUUCAACAAGGAAUGUUUCUGUUUCAGCAAAGCGAUGAAGAAGGAGAUUGAGAAUAACCUGACCAUUGGAGCCUACGAACCACUGAGCUUGGAGGAGUCUGCACGAGUACGACAACAACAUCCUCUCAAGGUCAUGGAAUCCAGAUACGUCAUGACCGCCAAACCCUUGGAACCUAUGGAUGUUGAACCAGCCCAACAUGCUGGUUUACUUUUAGAAGGAGAUACUGCAGAACCUCGAAAGGCCAAGGUGAGACAUGUCAUGAAGGGCUUCAGUGAAACGGGGUCUGAGUUUUUGGACUCUACCACGCCACAGGUUACACGUGAUGCAGCAAUUCUGGUACUACAGCUCAUAGCCAGUUUUUGCUGGCGAUUGGGCUUCCUGGAUUUUACUCAGGCAUUCCAUUCAGGCGAUGCCAUCCAACGUCUUCUUUUUGCUGAACAACCACGAGAAGGAGUUCCAGGCUUGGUCCCAGGACAGCUGCUUAGGCUGCUGAAGACCUGUUAUGGUCUCACUGAUGAUCCCUACGCAUGGUUCAACCAUAUCAGGAGGGUCUUGAUCGAAGACCUUGGAUAUACUCAGAGCAAAGCCGACCCUUGUGUCUUUUUCCUUUUCUCCGAUGGCAAUGGCGGCAGAAAGCUUCACGGUGUCAUUGGACUUGCCACCGACGACAUGAUUCAUGGAGGAGAUCAGUACCACUAUGCCAAGAUGAAUGAGAUUCAGCAAAGAUACAAGCUAGGCAAGUUUCAGUAUGACCAAGGAAGAUUCUGUGGAAAAGAUAUCAAGAUGGACAAAGACGGCUCCAUCCUGAUCAACCAGGCCAUCUUUGCCAAGGACAAGAUCGCCGACAUCACCAUCAACCGAGAACGGAAGAAACAUCGAUACUCUUUUUGCGAUGAGGAAGAGAUUAGUCAGUUGAGGACCCUGUUGGGUUCUCUUUCCUGGCUUGCCAAGGAGACCAGACCUGACCUUGCAGGACCAGUUGCCUUAUUACAACAAGCUAUGCCGACAACCAGAGUGAAGGACUUGGUCGAAGGAAACCUUUUAGCACAAGAAGCCCGACGUCAUGCAGAGUCUGGGAUUCGAGUAAUGCCGAUCAAGCCAAAGAACUUGCGUGUGAGCAUCAUCACAGACGACUGGACCAAGAACGACUCGAUCAAAAAUCCCAAGGAUGUGAUUUGGAUUGGCUUCACCAAGUUUCUAAAACAACCAGAAGGAGCCUUCCUGAAGUACGAGAACAUCAAUGAAGUGUUUUUGCAGCUGCUGAAUACCAGCAGUCAAGGCGGCAUGAUCACCAUGUUCUAUGACGCCGAUCUUGAGACCAAGGAAGAUCCCCAGAUGAUCACGAUCGCCAACUGGAAAUCCACUCGUUUGAAGCGAAAGACAGUAAACACGCUGUCUGCAGAAUGCCAAUCCAUGGUGCUUGGAGUAGGAUCCGUACACUGGCAUCGCUUCCUGCUUUUGGAGGCACUAGGACAUCAGUUGAAUAGUUCCCAAUGGGAAGCUCAGUUGGCAGCCAUUCCUUACAUAGCUGUCACCGAUUCCCGCUCUCUCUAUGACUGCAUGAACAAGCUGGUAUGUUCCUACACACAGACUGAGGACAAGCGGACGGCCAUCGACAUUGCCAUCUUGAAGGACGACUUGAAGAAGUCCGGUGGCCAUGCACGUGAUCGUUGGUCUUGGUUGUCCCCUUGGGUUUUACAGAACCAGAUGAUUGGUUUGCCAUGGCAGCUCAAGCCGCCGGUGGAAGCCUCGAAGAAGGUGGAUGUCGGAGGGGGAAUUGAGUUGGCUGUGGAGCACGUUGAGCCACCCAAGCCUGAGGAGGUUGUGGUCAAAGAGAAGAGGAGGAUAGCUGAGGAGCUUGGAAAGACAGAGGAAGGAAAGGUCAGGCUUGAACUGAUCAAGAAACGUGAGGAGGAGUUCAUUGUGAAGCACCAUGAACGAGAGGAGGAAAGGUGGAAGGAGCAAGCAGCUCAUCUGCUGGUCACGUCCGCCCUGGCAGCCGGCCCAGGGGGCCCAGUUGAGCCGUCACCGGACAGUGGGCAACCACUGGACGGAGCCACUCCUGGGCCGGAUGAUAACAUGGGAGAUAGAGGAGAUGGAGGUGUCGAGAUGCCGCCUAUGAACAUUGGAGCUUUGGAGGUUCUUUGUCGGCGAGGUGGAUUGAAGAAGGUUGAUGAGGAGUUCUUGGGCAGCUUGCGAGAGGCAAGUUACCUUGAGGCCUUGGAUUUGAUGGCUGAUGAGGAGGUGGCAAAGGUGAGGAUGGAGUUGCAAAAGGGUGUGGCAGAACUCUAUUCGCCGACCCGGGUGACAGAAUAUGGAGAGCGGAAUGGCCUUUUGUCAGGGGUUGCGUUUGAUUUGACAACCUGUGACGAGGAUGGUAGCCCUUGGGACUUUCGUCUUCCACAACAACGACAAAAAGCUGCAGCAAAGAUCCAAGAGAUGCGCCCUGAGCUUUUAGUUGGUUCGCCAAUGUGUGGGCCGUUCAGCAACUUGCAGAACUUCAACAGAAAGACACCUGAGGCAGAAGCAGCAUUGCGCGAAAAGGAGGAAGAGGGCGAGCAACAUUUGGAAUUUUGUGCUGAGCAAUAUGAGGCACAGAUGGACAGAGGUGGCUAUUUUCUCCAUGAACAUCCCAGUACAGCUCGUUCAUGGAAGCGCCCUUGCAUCGAGCGCACUGCGGCUCGUGAUGACGUGUUUUUGGUGAAGGCAGAUCUCUGCAGAUAUGGUUUGAUGAGCAAAGAUGAAUGGGGUGAAGGACCUUCCAGAAAGACUACGUCCUUCUUGACCAACAGUGAGGAGAUGGCCAACGAACUCAGCUUGAGGUGCACCAAUGACAGUCAGGCGAUAGGUGUCUGGAAGGAGUACAGACGGAAUGUGAAGAGGGCAGGUGGUCGACGUACAGCAGGGCCACUUCAUUUUCCAGUUGUUCGGCGUGUGAUUUUGGAUGUGAAAAACAUGGUCGUCCUGCAAGACUUGAAGGACGCUCAGAACGCUCCCAAAGAUUUGUGGAGGUUUGAGAUUCCAAAGCGCUGCAAAGAAGUCCAAAUGAUUUUCUACUACGUGAAGAAGGGCCAUACAUAUCACCGACAUGUUCCACUCACAGAUGGUCGUGCCAAGCAGGCACAGGUGUAUCCUGAAGGGUUAGUUCGAAGCAUUGUGCAAGGUUUGCUUCGACAGCUGAAAAAGCCUGUGGCCUACGCUUGUGGUGUUACAAUGGGGCCGGUCAACCAGGAGAAUGACAUCGACUUCAAACUUUUCGAUGAGACAGCAGAUGCUGACUGGGACACCUUUGUAGAUAGGGGAAAGCCUUUGAAAACAGCGUUGGUGGAGGCAGCCAGAGCAGAAGAGUUGGACUUCGCAAAGCGGUAUGGUGUUUGGGAUUUGGUUCCUACUCAGGAGUGUUGGGACAGAACUGGAGCAGCACCCAUUGGAUCGAGGUGGAUCGACAUCAACAAGGGCGAUGAGAAGUCGCCGGCUUACAGAUCACGAUUGGUCAUCCAGCAGGUCAGACACUCUGGUAUUGAAGCCAUUUUUGCGGCAACACCCCCACUGGAGAGCAUCAGAUUUUUACUGUCACUUCAGCGAUCAGGCAACAAGGGAUGGAAAGUCAUGUUCAUUGACAUCAGGCGUGCCCAUUGGACUGCAAAGAUCCUUCGAUUGGUGUACGUCCGGAUACCCUCAGAUGUUUGUGGCGCUGAUUUUUGUGGCAUGCUCAACAAAGCGAUGUAUGGGUGUCGCGAUGCAGCUCAAUGUUGGGAAGCAGAAAUUACAGAUUUCUUUACAUCAGUGGGCUUUGAGACCACCUAUGAAGCAGAUCCCAGACAUGUGCAGAUUUUGUUGAAAGAGCUGGGAUUGACUGAUGCAAAAACAGUCACCUGCCCAGGUGUGAACAAGAAAGAAGAUGAAACAGCAGCUUUGGACCGAGCAAUGUCCUCAAGGAGAAUGAGUACACCGACGCAGGAUGACUGGGCAAACUUGAAACGGUUGGUUCGCUAUCUCAAAGGGCGACCGAGCAGCUUUGAUCGGUGCAAGAAGCAUGGCCGAAGAUCUGGGUUGCAACAAAUCAGGAUAGUAGAACUGAUCCGUGAGAUGGGCCUGAGAUUCGAGACUGCCGAGCACAUAAU